Molecule: messenger RNA, 1191 nt
Organism: Rubroshorea leprosula
Lineage: Eukaryota; Viridiplantae; Streptophyta; Magnoliopsida; Malvales; Dipterocarpaceae
Source: the annotation of a GenBank genome assembly
AUCAGUCAAGAUGGGAUUUUUUAUGAAGGAAAAUUCUAGGAAUAGGAUGAAGGCAAAGCUGAACCCAAGAUACCAGUUGAUUUUAAUUGUGAAAUUGAAGAUAAAAAAACAAUAGCAACCCAUGAAGAAUAAGCAACAAACGCCAAGGAGUCAAAGCAUCAUUCUAGUAGCUCCAGCAAUUGUAGCCGAUCUUAAUCUAGAAGCUAAAUUAGAUGAUGGACAACAAUCUCAACGUGUCAGAAAAAGACCUACGUGGAUGAUUAAUUAUAAGGUACUUAGAAUUGAACAAUCUGGUGUUGAAGAACUAACAUACUUUGCUCUAUUUUCAUAUUGUGAUCCUAUAGCUUGUAAAGAUGUUGUUCUAGAAUCCAAAUGGAGGAAGGCCAUGGAUGAAGAAAUUGUAGCCAUUGAAAAAAAUAAUACUUGGGAACUAACUGAGCUUCUGAAAGGCAAGAAAACUAUUGAUGUGAAAUGGGUGUAUAAGACAAAGUUGAAAGAGAAUGGAGAAGUUGACAAUUACAAGGCACACUUAGUUGCUAAAGGCUACAAACAGGAGUUUGGGGUUGAUUAUCAGGAAGUUGCUACUUCGGUUGCAAGGCAUGAUACAAUUAGAUUGGUGAUCUCCUCAGUAGCACAAAACUCAUGGCCUGCCUUUCAACUUGAUGUAAAAUCAACCUUUUUGCAUGGAGACUUAGAUGAGCAAGAUUUAUUAAACAACCUCUUGGUUAUGUUAAAGUUGGAAAUGAACGUAAAGAGUAUAAGUUGAAAAGGGCACUUUAUGGACUAAAACAAGCUUCAUAGGCUUGGACAUGUCUUAUUUGUAGUUUAGUAGUUGAGUGGUUGCCAUCCUAUUACUUAAUUUAGUUAUAGUUUCGCCUAUUUGUAAGGUCAUUUUUUAUCUGUUGAAUAAGAUGUACAGAAGCAUUUUUGUUUUGUAAUUGACUGGUGUUUUCUAUUAUCUUUUAAUUUCUUUCACUUACUCAAUUUGAUUAUACCCAGCAUGUGUUUGAUUUAAUUCCUCAAAGUGUUUAGUUUGGAGUUUUAUUCAACUUUGUUUUUCCCAGAACUGUAUGCUUAGUAUUGUUUCACCCUCUUGCAAUGUGCAAGCAUCAUGCUCAGCACAGGUUCUUGAAGCCAAUCUGAGAAGGAGAAUGCCUACAAUCCCCUGACUAACAAAGCCAUUGGUAAGAU